ACGUCCGCCAUUUUGGGCGCUUCGCUGAUGGUGUCGGUGAGCGCGUUUCCCGCCUGAGCGCAACUAGCGGCGAGUCGCGGGCACCUCCAGGUGGACGGAAUGAGUCCUUGGAUGUACCUGUGUGUCCUGACGUUUCAACCUCGGAGCUUCGUGUAAUUUUCUCGGUGGUACAGGAUGGCUAGAGUGGCCUGGAGUUGUGUACUUCCCUUUCCUCAUGCGGAAGGUUAGAGGGGGCUGGAGUUGGAUAUUUCCCUUCCUCCAGGGGAACUUCUGUUUCAUGUGCACCAUCCCGCUUUAUUCUGCUAAUCUGCUAAUGCAGUAAAUUGGAAGACAACCGUUGCCAGGAUAACCUGUAAUGGGCAAGGAGCCACAGAAAAGAAAACAUUUCUUUUAAUUUUUAAACUUGGUUUGAAAGAGCAGCAUGUUUUGGAAAUUUGAUCUUCACUCAUCAUCCCACAUAGACACACUUCUAGAAAGAGAAGAUGUAACACUGAAGGAGUUGAUGGAUGAGGAAGAUGUUUUACAAGAAUGUAAAGCUCAGAACCGCAAACUUAUAGAGUUCCUGUUAAAAGCAGAAUGUCUCGAAGAUUUAGUCUCAUUCAUUAUUGAAGAACCACCUCAAGACAUGGAUGAAAAGAUCAGAUACAAGUAUCCAAAUAUAUCUUGUGAGUUGCUCACUUCUGAUGUCUCCCAGAUGAAUGAUAGACUGGGAGAAGAUGAAUCCUUGCUAAUGAAAUUGUAUAGCUUCCUCCUAAACGAUUCCCCCUUGAACCCACUACUUGCCAGUUUCUUCAGCAAGGUGCUAAGUAUUCUUAUCAGCAGAAAACCAGAACAGAUUGUGGAUUUCCUAAAGAAGAAACGUGACUUUGUGGACCUUAUUAUGAAGCACAUAGGAACAUCGGCCAUCAUGGACUUGUUGCUCAGGCUCCUGACUUGCAUUGAGCCCCCACAGCCCAGGCAGGAUGUGCUGAAUUGGUUAAAUGAGGAGAAAAUUAUCCAGAGGCUUGUGGAAAUAGUUCAUCCAUCGCAAGAAGAAGAUCGGCAUUCAAAUGCAUCACAGUCACUUUGUGAAAUUGUUCGCCUGAGCAGAGACCAGAUGUUACAAAUUCAGAACAGUACAGAACCAGACCCCCUGCUUGCCACUCUAGAAAAGCAAGAAAUCAUAGAGCAGCUCCUAUCAAAUAUUUUCCACAAGGAGAAGAAUGAAUCGGCCAUAGUCAGCGCAGUCCAGAUAUUGUUGGCUUUACUUGAGACACGGCGACCAACAUUUGAAGGCCAUAUAGAGAUCUGCCCACCAGGCAUGAGUCAUUCAGCUUGUUCGGUCAACAAGAGCGUUCUAGAAGCCAUCCGAGGAAGACUUGGAUCUUUUCAUGAACUCCUGCUUGAGCCACCCAAGAAAAGUGUGAUGAAGACUACGUGGGGCGUGCUGGACCCUCCCGUGGGGAACACCCGGUUGAAUGUGAUUAGGUUGAUAUCCAGCCUCCUCCAAACAAAUACCAGCAGUAUCAACGGGGACCUUAUGGAGCUGAAUAGCAUUGGGGUCAUAUUGGACAUGUUCUUCAAAUACACAUGGAAUAACUUUUUACACACACAAGUGGAAAUCUGUAUUGCACUGAUUCUUGCAAGUCCUUUUGAAAACACAGAAAAUAGCACAAUUACUGAUCAAGACUCCACUGGUGACAAUUUGUUAUUGAAACAUCUCUUUCAAAAAUGUCAAUUGAUAGAACGAAUACUUGACGCCUGGGAAAUGAACGAGAAGAAACAAGCCGAAGGAGGAAGACGGCAUGGCUACAUGGGACACCUGACAAGGAUAGCCAACUGCAUCGUGCACAGCACUGAUAAGGGCCCCAACAGCGCCUUAGUACAGCAGCUCAUCAAAGAUCUUCCAGACGAAGUCAGGGAGCGAUGGGAGACGUUCUGCACAAGCUCCUUAGGAGAAACUAACAAGAGGAACACGGUAGAUCUAGCCUUUUCUGAUUAUCAGAUGCAACAAAUGACGUCCAAUUUUAUUGACCAGUUUGGCUUCAACGAUGAGAAGUUUGCAGAUCAAGAUGACAUUGGCAAUGUUUCUUUUGAUCGGGUAUCAGACAUCAACUUCACUCUCAACACAAAUGAAAGUGGAAAUAUUGCCUUGUUUGAAGCAUGUUGUAAGGAAAGAAUACAGCAGUUUGAUGAUGGUGGCUCUGAUGAGGAAGAUAUCUGGGAGGAAAAACACAUUGCAUUUACACCAGAAUCCCAAAGACGAUCAAGCUCGGGGAGUACAGACAGUGAGGAAAGUACAGACUCUGAAGAAGAAGAUGGAGCAAAACAAGACUUGUUUGAAUCCAGUAGCGCCAACACAGAGGAUAAAAUGGAGGUAGACCUGAAUGAACCGCCCAGCUGGUCAGCCAGCUUUGAUGUCCCCAUGGAGACAACGCACGGUGCUCCCUUAGACUCUGUGGGCUCUGACGUCUGGAGCACAGAGGAGCCAGUGCCGACUAAGGAGACAGGCUGGGCUUCUUUUUCCGAGUUCGCGUCUUCCCUGAGUACAAAAGACUCUUUAAGGAGCAGUUCUCCAGUGGAAAUGGAGACCAGCACGGAGCCAGUGGGCCCGCUGGCGCCCAGUGUGGCUGCGCUGGCAGUGCAGCCGGAAGCACCAGGCAGUGUGGCCAUGGAAGCCAGCUCUGAUGGAGAGGAGGAUGCAGAAAGUACAGACAAGGUAACUGAGACAGUGAUGAAUGGCGGCGUGAAGGAAACUCUGAGCCUCACUGUGGAUGCCAAGACAGAAACCGCGGUCUUCAAAAGUGAGGAAGGAAAACUGUCUACCUCUCAAGAUGCUGCUUGUAAAGAUGUGGCGGAGAGCCUGGAGACGGCAGAGGGGAAGUCUGCAGCCCCCCGGCCCCCCAGCAGCAGCCCAGAGCAGAGGACUGAGCAGUCGAGCAUGCCGGGCGAUGCGGCGGUUAACGGCCCCGUAUGAUGAGCGAGCUCCGCUGCCGCUGCUGCUGCUGCUGACCGGGGACCGCAGGCGCCACCGUGCGGGGUCCAGGGCUGCGUCGGGAGCCCACCGAGCCACCGCUGCUGCACUCACUCUGCAAGGGAUCAGGACCAGCAACCUUUAUAUUCUAGAGUCUAAGACGUUGUACAGAGAAACCCAGAAGUGUACAAAUAUUGCACAUUGACAAAUACCAAGAAUUUUUGCGUAUGUUUAUAUUGUAUUGUUCUAAAUAAUGGGUAGCCUGUGAAAUAAGAUCUUGCCACCCAUGUAAUAAUAGUAGUAAUACUAUAGUUAAAAUGGCUGUAAGAAUAGUUUUAUAAAAGUGAAUACACAGAUCUAUUGUAUUUGAAACAUAACUAUUUGACAAUUAUUAGUGUGACCAAAGUAUUAGGCAGUUUUCAUACAUUUUUCACCUUGUACAAAGUUCUGAAUUCAUUUUUCUUCCAGGUUGGCGAGGAGUUAUAGGAUUGAGAUGCCCUCUAAGUGUUAUUUUGGUUGUUCUAACUUACAAAAGUGAUUUUGAAUAAGAAAUACUUGGUGUUCUUUUUAUAACCAGUUUUUGAUUGGUAACUGUUUUCUGUAUUGUUUAAAGCGGAUCAAAAAAUGUAAGUCUAUUGGUAGAGAUUAAGUAUUUAUUGCUACAACUUAGUUGAUAAAUUGAUGUUAUUGUAAAGCCAUAUGUUCUGUUAAAGUCUUGUUUGCUUGAACUGAUUAUCCCUACAGGUGAAACACUAGAAUAUUUGGAGUGUACAUGGCUUGUGGUUUGGGUUUUUUUUUGUUUUUGUUUUUUGUUUUGUUUUGGUUGUUCAUCUGCCUUUUAACCCAUUCACCAAAAUUUACCUUGUUAACAAGCAACACCAAUGAAAGUUUCAGAGCAAUCUGCGUAUCUCACAUAUCUAAAUCAUAUUAGGCAAGUCAGUGGGAAAAUGCUCGUGCUGCUAAUGGAAUUAGAGUGCGUUCAUUUUACAGGCUAGUGUUUUUAAACUAGAAAUCAAAAUCCGGCACCUGAGCAUGUUAAUUGUUUUACUGUACCUUGUGAGGUUUUCACUCGUAAAUUCUAAACCAGUGUAUUUUUUUUUAAGAACUGGUUUGUGUACAUAUAUAGUGAUUAUGGAUACUAAUUCAGUGUAAUUUAUAAUUUUCUAUGUCAGUAUAAAAAUACAUCACAGCCUUCUCAAACAGCUGAAGCAAUAUAUUGUAUAUUGCCAUAUUGUCUGGUGAAAGGGUUAAAUUACUUCACCUCCUGCACUUUUAGAUGCAAAUCAGUUUUUCAUUUCUGUAAUAGAAAAUUAUUCACGUAUUUUUACAUCAUUUGUUUUUCCUGACCAGUAUUUAAAACCAAAAGGAUAUUCUGAAAAAUGGCCAACGAUUUUUUUUAGAAGUAGCAUCCCAAGCAGCGUGCCUAAACAUUACAUUGCAUAUGGAAAUAAAAAAAUCAAAUGUCUAAUGCCUUAUUUCUGAUUUACUUUUCCAUUGUAAAUGGUGUGGAAACCUUUCAUGAGGUUUCCCGAGGCAGACCUAGCCCUCAAGGACAGUGGAGUCGGCAGUGCCCCUGGGACAGACGGCAGGGCUGCUGUGCCUGGCCUUUGCGCGCCUCCUCAGGGACCCUUUCUGUUGGGAGCUCCUCUCAGAAGACACUGUCCUCGGGUGCUCUCCCCAGGACUCUAGCACUGCCAGAGGACAGGGCGCCCUUCGCUUGUCUCAAGGAUGCUGACUGAUGCGGCCCGGACCUCGGGGACUGUGGAAGGACGGCACGCUCUUGUCUCGCCUGGUGGAGAGCUUUGUGGGCACCGACCUGGCUCCAGGGGUGCACGCGCUGCCCCUGUACCGUCUGGAUUUGCUUGGCUUCUCCGUCCCACCCAAGGUAAACACGGUGUCUUAUUUCAUCCCACCCACUGCUGAUGAAAGGGCACUCAGGGUUUCUCCUUGGGGUGGUGUUUUGUUCUGCUCGACUCGCGUGGCAGGGAGGGGGCAUGGGUGGGCAGCACAAAGGCUGUUGGGGGUGGGAGGGUGUCAGCCCCGGGGGCAGGAGCAGUGAGCACAAGCUCACUGAGUUUCUACUUUCAUUUCUGUGGGUUGGCCAUACUGAAUGCGAGACUAACAGAUGUCUACUACACCAUACCUGUAUUAAAAAACGACAACAAAAUAAAGCCUGAUUCUUUGUUUCUA
Molecule: messenger RNA, 5143 nt
Organism: Aethalodelphis obliquidens (Pacific white-sided dolphin)
Lineage: Eukaryota; Metazoa; Chordata; Mammalia; Artiodactyla; Delphinidae
Gene: PPP6R3
Product: protein phosphatase 6 regulatory subunit 3
Exons: 25
Coding region: 422-2956 (844 amino acids)
Cellular component (GO): cytosol; nucleus
Molecular function (GO): protein phosphatase binding; protein phosphatase regulator activity
Source: RefSeq, a predicted model, not a curated record